Aspergillus bombycis is the source of this 3759-nucleotide messenger RNA. RefSeq names its product putative nuclear migration protein. Gene Ontology annotation, biological process: maintenance of protein location in cell cortex; dynein-driven meiotic oscillatory nuclear movement; establishment of mitochondrion localization. Gene Ontology annotation, cellular component: cell cortex; mitochondrion. Lineage: Eukaryota; Fungi; Ascomycota; Eurotiomycetes; Eurotiales; Aspergillaceae. Gene Ontology annotation, molecular function: phospholipid binding; tubulin binding. Bases 1 to 3759 code for a protein of 1252 amino acids. The transcript has 3 exons. The record is from RefSeq and is a predicted model, not a curated record.
AUGGCAACAGAGACAGUCUCCCAGAUUUCCCCUGCAGAGGUGUUCCCCACACCCUCUACCACACCUCGGAGAGGUCCGUCUAUGCAUUCCCGUGGAGAUUCCUCUCCUGGCCCAUCAUCGUCGCCGCCAUCUCCAUCAAACCAGAGUUUCUUCCUCGAUGGACGCCGUGACUUCCAAGAUGCCACGUACGAGGACACCUUAUCGCCGCUAGAUCCCAGGAGGUUUACUCCAACACUACAUGCUUCACUUGUUUCGGAGAUUUUGUCUUUACGGCGGGACGUGGAGAGUAAAACAAAAGCCAUUGAUGUCCUGGAGCGAACUCUGGAUGAAUCGCGUAUAGAGACCGAGGAUCUCAAUGAGCGUUUAUCACAGAGUAUCAAGGAGACGCGGUCUCUCAAACAUCAGCUACAGCUUGUGGAAGGGGGUACCUCCUCAGCUCUUACGGAGCUCUCAAGGGAGAGAGAUGAAGCGCUAGAGAAUUUCUCAGAUGUUCGAAAGAAACUGGACCAGGCACAAAAGAAAGCCCGCAGUCGGGAAGACGAGAUCGAUAAGACAUUGGAGCUUUGGGACCGCGAUAAGGAACUCUGGGACGGUGAGCGUAGAAAUCUGGAACGCAAGAUCCAUGUUGUUGAGGGGCGUCUCAAGGUGGUCUUGACCGAAGUGGCAGCGGUCCAAGCAGCUGGCAAUUUCCAUCAGAUGCAAAACCCUGAUGGGGCUGGUUUGGCCAAAGACGAAGCCACGGGGAAGGACAGUGAUACUGCGAGCGCCCACUCGAGCAGUCAAGGGAGACGGCGGACCAGUGUCACAAGCGUAAGCACUGACGGGAGUGAUCUUCAUGAUCUUCGGUAUUCUGUGGCGAGUGUUGUCAAUAUACCCGGUGCGAAACACGACGGGAUAAACCUUGCGCAAGAACUAGCAUUCGACGAGGAAGAUGAGUUUGAUCUGCCUGACGAUUAUUUUACCCCUUAUUCACCUGAGGCACUCCCGGAAGAACGCCCAACAUCAGUUCAUUCGCAAUUGUCCCACACAAUGGAAAUGGGAGCAAAGGCGAGGAAGAUCCUGGGCCUCUCUCUCCAUAGUGUAGAAAGUUGUGGAUUCAAGUCGGAGCCUAGUAGUCCCUGGAAGCCACCCCCAACGGCAGCAACGACAGCGAGCUAUUGCUAUCAAGAUGCUGGAAUCCAAUAUUCCCCCCCUCCGUCCCCGAAGUUGCAACCAGAGACUGGGCCCGUGGCCUGCGAGAAGGAUGCUGGAGGCCGUAACGACCCUGUUUCAUACCAGACGAAAGACAGCAGCACGUGGAUGGCCCCAGUAAAUAUGGUAUCGACAUCUUCUCAAACUGUCGGUGAUUCGCCCACUCCACCUUGGACUCCUAAGCUUGGUGAAUCAUCGCCGCCAUCGAAUACCCCUGGUCAGGCUGUCAUGGUCUCUGCAUCAAUCCAGACAGAACAACCUAUUGCUCCUGAAACACAUGAGCAACGUGCCAAUUUUACCCAUACCUGUCCUAGUUCCUCAGAUAUUGAGGUCCCAAUGAUUGCAAUUCAUCCACCGUGCUCUGAGCCUUCUUCGCCUCGAGGGAGUGUGGUUCUGCCACCACAAACUAAGAGUGCUUCUUGCCAAACUGACUUAAAGACUGUUGUCGAUAGCCGAACAGUUGCCAUACAGACAGAGGAAAUUCGGAUUGAUCAGCGGCCUGUCAAAUUGCCUGCGAGUUUACUACCGUCUGCCAUCCCAGAUUUACCCCUUCGUACCAAUCUUCAGGAUCCUCCGAUCCAGCCAUAUCACGCCCCACCUCCAAGAACGAGGAAAGAAGAGAUACCACCACCUCCUCCUAUCCCAGCCAAGCACCCGCACGAAAUAAACCCCACGAGCGCUAGUCUCUUUGCCGGAUUUGACCAACCAAGUGAUGAGGAAGCGUCCCCCAAGACGAAAGAUAUUUUCACUGAUGAUGAGCUACUAAACCGACCUUUCGCUUCAUAUACUCUGAAAAGAGGCAAAUUGGUUUCCACUCAGGGGUAUCCUAGCUUAGACGAGACCACCACGGAAAUCGAUGAGCACAUACUGGACGCAGAAGCACAUUUGUUUGAUGCAACGGCCGACCUUGAGAUGAAAAAUCCAAGUAAAUCUUCUCGGAUAAGUCCACGAACAGGAGUAGUGCCCUCGUGGACACGACAGCAGGAUAUACGCAGAGCGGCGAUGAUAUCCAACGGGGCAGCUGCACACCAGAGAAUACGGAGCCCCAGCGAGCCAAGUCUCGACGGUAGUGCCAGUGGCGGUUCUAGUAUAGCUCCCCCAUUUCCGGUCCCCAUACGACUCAGUUCGCGGAAGUUCCCAAUUAAGGGCCGCGAUGGUCAGCAGAGUCCCACUCCUUCGAACCCCUGGGACUUUUCUGACCAUAGACGGCCAUCAAUCACUCGGCAGCCUACUUUGCGGCGAGUGCGGUCUGCAGCCGCAAUGUCUCAGGCAGAGCCUGACCGGCCUGUAACCCGAUCAUCACCUACCAUAUCAGCAUCUUCCUGUGCGGCGGAUAGUCCUCAAUAUCCGUCUCUCCCACUCAACGAUAUCACUACUCCCCAGCGGAUUAGGCGAGCAAAUCAAGGGCGAUCUAAUGAUAGCGGCCACCCCACACGCGCGUUUUCCCACCAGCGGGAUGAUUCCACGGCGACAUCGGUCCAGCCAACUAGUGUUGUUGAUGCUAUUGCCCAAACAAUGGUAGGAGAAUGGAUGUUCAAGUACGUUCGUCGGAGGAGAUCUUUCGGCGGAGUUGGUGAAUCCAAGGACAACUGGGAAGGCCGGAAUGUCGAAGAGGUGUCAGCGAACAUCGCCAAUAGUGGAUCAAGGCACAAAAGAUGGGUUUGGCUGGCUCCGUAUGAGCGAGCGGUUAUGUGGAGUAGCAAGCAGCCAACAAGUGGACCAGCGUUACUUGGCAAGAGUGGCAGAAAAUUGACAAUUCAGUCUGUCCUUGACGUCAAAGACGACAACCCUUUACCAAAAGGAUUUGACCCGCAAAAUCAAUUCAACCGAUCCAUCCUCAUCCUUACCCCCGAACGAGCCCUCAAAUUCACCGCCACCACCAUCGAACGACAUUACGUUUGGUUAACUGCCCUGUCAUUUCUGAGCCAUUCCUCUAUGGGCCUUCAUGACCUCGCAGCUCUACCGCCUAUACCGCAGGAAGAGUUUGCAUCUUCCGCGCCCACAGCGACUUUGCGUCGCAACCCGAUCCGUGAUUCUAUAAGAAUCGCCAAAGGCCGACCAAGGCCAAGACCGAGAGGGAAACGAGCAUUUAAACAUCCUGAGCCGGUUCCAGAGCUCCCGGCAGAGGUAGAUAUGGCAGAUGCUGCUGAUCCCCCUACGAUUCCCCGGUUUUCCAAUCAUUCGCGCAAGCGCAGCAAUACGACUCCCCGAAUUCCCAUGAUCCGCAGUUUCUCCAAUCAGGGUAGCGUGCCAUUAAUGCCUCCAACGCAAGGCACUUUUCAAAAAUAUGCUCCGUCCGCUACGAACAGUGGCCAGAGCAUCGCCAGUGGCCGUACCUCCGAGGGCAGCGUAAGAACUGGUAAUUACUUCGACGCCAUUGGCACCGUCCGCAUGGAGGCGUUCAUUGACCAGACCGAAUCUAACCAAUACCAUGCGACACGUCCAAGGCAUUCACGGAAACCUUCGAGUCCUUGGAGCCCGGGAAGCCAGCGAUUUUAUGACCUUGAUCACCCAAGGUAUAACGAUUACGAAUCUUUUCAUAAUGACGACCCAUUCGGAGGAUUCUAA